CAGACAGCAGCAGCAGCAUUAGCAUUUAGCUUUGUGAUUUCAUUUUGAUGUGUGCAAAGAACUCCAGGAGGAAACAUGUCACAGCCAACCAUCACGGUCAUUGUUGCAAACGGAUCAAUUAAGCACAGCAUCACAUUAACUGUUCCUGAAGAAGGGAAUGGUCCGACUGUCAAAGACUUGUCGGAUGCUCUCGUUCAGACCACCGGAGUCCCAGCAGCCUCACAGAAACUCAUUUUCAAAGGAAAAUCGCUGAAGGACAUGGAGGAGAGUUUAUCCACCUACGGGAUAAAAGGAGGCUGCAAGCUCAUGAUGAUUGGAAAGCGGAAUAGUCCUGAGGAAGAAGCAGAACUGAAGAAGCUGAAGGACAUUGAGAAGUCUGUGGAGCUAACGGCUAAAAAGCUGGAGAAAGUAGACGGGGAGUUAACUGGACUCAAGAAUGGCUUCCUGGCCAAAGACCUGCAGGCAGAGGCUCUGGGGAAACUAGACAACAGAGUGAAAAUAGCAGCUGAGCAGUUCAUGAAGAUUCUGGAGCAGAUAGAUGCCAUGAGCCUCCCAGAAAACUUCAAUGACUGCAAAAUGAAGAAGAAGGGACUUAUAAAGACAGUGCAGGAUUUCCUGGCCCAGUGUGACAAGAUCGAGGCCUGUAUAUCGGAUCACCUAACAAAGGUCCAGUCGAAAAACCUUGCCCUGGUAGAUUAGCGCAACAAAGCCUCCCUCGUCUGCUUUACGUUGCUCUGUGAGCAACUGCGACGUGUACAGAAAGCUUCGAGUGUGGAGCAGACCCUUGUUUAUUUAUUGUUGGUGUGAAGUGAAAUCCCUCAUCACAGGCGGUCGUGGGAACAAAAGGAGGCUGGUUAACGACAGCGAUUCACGGAUACAUUCUCUCGGUUAAAGACUGAUAUGAUGAGCUUUCUGAGAUAUUUUAACCACAUGCACUCAGAGGUGCUUUGAAUUGUGGGAAAUUAAAUACUGUGGAUCAUUUUAAUGCAUCUGAAACUUGUGAUCACUGCUCUGUACCUAUUAAUAUAAAUUGUUUUGUACGGCAGUUUGUGGACGACCAAGUAAAAUGAGACUCAGAAUCCCAAAUGAUUCUUUCUCUGGUCACAGCCUGCACUGUUCUUAGGAGGCCUUUCUGUACAAUUUGGGAACUUCACACACAAGUUUUGGGCCCUUACACCUUGUGUUCCAGGUAACACCAAAGGAGCUGGGUGGGUUUGACUACAGGGAUCUGUGCAGGCUGGUCGAGUCGUUUCCACUUGCUCUCUGCAGCAGGAGUUGCUGAAUUUCUUUGUCAUGUUAGUAAGAUAAUUAAAGAAAACAAAGUGUAGCCCAAGACCACAGUACACAGCACUGUCCACACACUUUUGGCCAGUUUAUGUAUUUACUGUUUCAUUACCUCAUGAGUCAGUACAAAACUAGCAUUUGUUCAUUGCAGUGAGUGUUCAUGUGUGUGAACUGUGGAGUUUCAUUUGCUUAAAACCAUUUCAGAAGGACACCCAGUUUUCCUUUGUUUUAAAAAAUAAAAACUUUUUGAAAUAUGAAAA
Molecule: messenger RNA, 1544 nt
Organism: Limanda limanda (common dab)
Lineage: Eukaryota; Metazoa; Chordata; Actinopteri; Pleuronectiformes; Pleuronectidae
Gene: bag1
Product: BCL2 associated athanogene 1
Exons: 7
Coding region: 76-699 (207 amino acids)
Biological process (GO): protein stabilization
Cellular component (GO): nucleus; membrane; cytoplasm
Molecular function (GO): adenyl-nucleotide exchange factor activity; protein-folding chaperone binding
Source: RefSeq, a predicted model, not a curated record